Haplochromis burtoni (Burton's mouthbrooder) is the source of this 2459-nucleotide messenger RNA. RefSeq names its product syntrophin, gamma 2 (gene sntg2). Bases 345 to 1946 code for a protein of 533 amino acids. The record is from RefSeq and is a predicted model, not a curated record. The transcript is spliced from 17 exons. NCBI's taxonomy places the organism in Eukaryota, Metazoa, Chordata, Actinopteri, Cichliformes, Cichlidae. Gene Ontology annotation, cellular component: intracellular anatomical structure; dystrophin-associated glycoprotein complex. Gene Ontology annotation, molecular function: structural molecule activity; protein binding.
GAGUCAUGCAGACUGAUGAGGAGCAGCAGCAGCAGCAGCAGCAGAAGAAGCAGAGGAGCCGCUGUGUGCUGACAGUUGGGGCUGAGCCGGGGAGAAACGAGCAGCGACGGGCGCUCCUAGUUCGUCCCUGCAGCGGGCACCACCGUGGUCAUCUCAGGAUACGCACGGCUGUUUUCCUGUUUUUCCUUUUUCGAAGAACCCCCGAGCUUUUCAGGCAUGCUUUCUCCUUCUGUCUUCGUGGGUAAGCGGGACGCCGGUGAAUAACACUUCCCUUCAGCGGCUGGAUAAAUGACUUGAGAAACUCUCGUCGAAGUGAGCGGACAGAGAAAGCGGUUGUACGGGAGAUGAAUGUUACCGGGAAACAGCAACCUGAGCUGAUCGAGCGACCCGCCAGCCUCCCGGUUCCAACUUCGACAAAAUCUGGAAUUGCUUUGCUGUACAAUGAGGAGACCAACAAUACCUAUGAUGUCUGCCUGAAAUUGACCAAAGAGGUAUUAACCAUACAGAAGCUGGAUGUGGUUUGCACGAGUGGAAGUGAAUCCCAAGUAAAUCACAGAACUGUUGUACUGCGAAGACAAGCGACCGGCGGUCUGGGCUUAAGCAUCAAAGGAGGUGCAGAGCACAACGUGCCAGUGGUUAUUUCAAAGAUUUUUAAAGAUCAAGUAGCCGAUCAGACGGGGAAGCUGUUCGUCGGGGACGCAGUGUUGCAGGUCAAUGGCAUUAAUGUAGAGCACUGUACUCACGAGGAAGUUGUUCACCUCUUGCGUACUGCGGGAGAUGAGGUCACCAUCACUGUUCGCUACCUGCGAGAAGUUCCAUCAUUUCUAAAACUGCCUCUAGGGUCUCCGGGGCCAGAUCACAGUCGAGUAUCCUCCCCGCUGUUCGACAGUGGUGUACAUUUAAAUGGAAAUGGAAACAACACAGCUCCAUCACCCCCUUCGCCCUCAGCUAAUGAACCAAAGUAUGAGAAGCGCUGGCUGGAUGCCGUCUCCCUGCCCUUGUUGAUGGCCAGAGUCUCCAGAUACAAAGCUGGCAAAGAUAAAUUAAGGUUCAACUGUUUUGAAGUUUUUGCCUUGGAUGGAGCCAGCACCAAUAUUCUUCAAUUUUGCACUGCAGCAGAAAGCACAGACUGGCUCCAAGCAAUAUCCACAAAUAUCAAUGACUUGACGCAGGAGAAUAUAAAGAUCAUCAACAAGUACUGCUCUUCAGAUGACCAAAUUGUUCACAUGGGCUGGGCAUGUGAAUGCCCCGAGGGUAGCGCUCCCGGUCGAUCUUCAACAUUUAAGUUCCUGGCACUGCGAGGACCAUAUUUUUAUAUCUUCAAAAGUCCGCCGAUCAGUGCUGCUGACUGGGGACAAGCUGAAACAACAUAUAACCUCUAUGAGGUUCUUUUCAAGGUUCACAAGCUGUGGAUGGCAGAGGACUGCUGGCUCCAGGCAAGGCUCUACUUGGGACUGGAGCAUUCUCCUGAGCAGGACACGGAGUCUCUGUGCUUCAGUAUUCUGGUCGGCCACGGCCAGAGCCACACCUUCAGGGUAGAGCUGGCCACUGACCUGGCUAUCUGGGAGAAGUCCUUCCAAAGGGCGGUCUUCUUGGAAGUGCAGCGAAUACAAUCCAAAAGCUACAUGUGCAGCAGCCAGGGGAAUGUGCUGUGCUUCACCAUAGAUUUUGCAUCAGGCUUCACCUGCUCUGAAAGCACUUCAAAGACAAUACUGUGGCGAUACAAGUUCUCUCAACUUAAAGGCUCCUCUGACGACGGGAAAACCAGGGUAAAGCUCCUUUUUAAGAAUCCCGAAAGCAAGCAGAUAGAAAUGAAGGAGCUGGAGUUUGCUAAUCUGACAGCCGUCCUCCACUGUAUACAUUCUUUUAUCGCUGCCAAAGUGGCCUCCAUGGACCCUCUCUUUAUGUGCAGUCAAAGCUUCCUUGGAAAUUACACGAACAGUUAAGAAGACACGUCCUCAUCGUGAUGUGCACCUGAGGCAAAUCAGCAGUAUUUUAUGCACAGAGCCCAUUGAUAUGUAUAUCUUGUUCUUGCUAUUUUUGUAUGGACUUCUGAAAAAGACAUCUUUGUAAAAGACUCUUGAGGUGGGUAAUGUCAGAUCUACUGAAGGAAAGAUGAGGUUUCACUUUUAGACAACUAGAGAUAUCCAGUGGGAAAAGAUAUACAGUUCUUCCAUUCUUCUGUUUGCCCCCCCCCCAUUUGAUAAUUAUUCAGAGUGAAACUUAACACCUAUGAUAAAGAAAUAAAAAAAUGUAGCUGCCACUGUGUUUAACAGAAAACCUAAAAAUGAAUUUUGCUACAUGUCUACCUACAAAUAUUGAAGAAAUUUCAGCUGGGUAAAUGAAGCGGAUAUCGUCACAGGGGGAUACAGGAUUAAAACAGGCCUUUGACAGGGAUAUUUCCAACAAUGAUGAGAAAGCGUACUCUUUUUUUCUUGUUUUUUUUUUUUUAAAUCCCC